Amblyraja radiata (thorny skate) is the source of this 4393-nucleotide messenger RNA. RefSeq names its product ring finger protein 43 (gene rnf43). Bases 260 to 2818 code for a protein of 852 amino acids. The transcript is spliced from 9 exons. The record is from RefSeq and is a predicted model, not a curated record. NCBI's taxonomy places the organism in Eukaryota, Metazoa, Chordata, Chondrichthyes, Rajiformes, Rajidae.
UGGGUGAGAAUCCCGGGCGGGCGCUUGGUCGGUCAGUGCGGUAGCGCAGAGCAUGAGAAGCGCUGUGUGAUACAGGCUAUCGCCAGUGGCCCCUCCAUCCCAUCCAAGCAGGGGGGGAGUCCGAUUGCGGGCCGGCGCAUCGCAGCGGGCUGUCAGCUCGCCAGGUAACCCGGUGCGGGCGAGAGUGUGUGUCUCCUCCCCGGGCUGUGGGGUGCAGCAUGCCCGCAGCGGGGCCCCCGCUCCAGCACCAGCCCACAUCAUGAGGAGCGCAGCGCUGCUGCUGCUGGCUGCGCAAUGGCUAUGGACCGCGGCGCUGGCGGCGGCGGCGACGAGCCACGACUCGGAGUCGUUGCCCGCGGCGGAGACGGACGCGGUGAUCGAGGUGGUUCAGUAUCGGCACAGUCGGGACGGCAUGGUGGCGAACAACAGUACCCUCCGCCUCCAGGGCCACUUCGCCGGGGCCGGCAUGAGAGUGGCAGCCGAGGGCAAGCUCCUGCAGUUUCACCCUCUGUGGUUGUGUAACACCAGUGAAGAUGAGCAACAGGAAUAUGAUUUUGUCAGUAUGAUCAAAUUGGAGAGACCGGAUCGAGACCCACAUCCUUGUCUCUCGCUCUUCGAAAAGGCCAAGUUUGCUAUUCAGAGAGGUGCCACAGCAGUGAUCUUUGAUGUAACUGAUGAUUCAAGUGCGGUGGGUCAGCUCAAACAGAACCCAGAAGAUCUGUUGCCUCGUCCCGUUAUCCUGAUCCGAGGCCUGGAUGCUGCCCAGCUAAUGAAUGUCAUCAACACCAUUGGUGAAGCAGUGGUCAAGAUUCACGUGAAGAAUAACUUGGUGGGUCGGCCAGCCUAUGAUGUGGGAAUCUUGAUGACUCUGAUCGUAGCUUUCUCAGUGGUUGUCAUGAUCCUGGCCGUGAGAAUCAAGUGCAAGCAGAACCGAACUCGGAAUUCCUUGCAGCAACAGACGAUCAAUGCAAUCAGCCGACUGGCCACCCGUCGCUACCGGUCACGGUGCCGCCCCCAGGAGCACGAACGGCAGAGCAGCCUGGAUUCCCAGGGCAGCAGCAUGUCAGAGCCCGUGUGUGCCAUCUGUCUGGAGGAGUUUGCCAAUGGGCAGGAUCUCCGGAUAAUAUCUUGUUUCCACGAGUUUCACAAGGAAUGUGUGGAUCCCUGGCUUCUUCAACAUCGUACUUGCCCACUCUGCAUGUACAACAUCAUUGAAGGAAGCUCAACAGUUGCACAACAGGAAGUUCCUGAGCGAGCUGCACCGGCUGCUCAACUGAACCAGCGAAUCCACCUGUUCCGCCGUUACCCUGGACACACCCAUCUUCACCGACCCAACACUGCCAUCCCUUCCAGAGCACCUCACCUGAACAACCCCAGAACUCAAGGGAUGCCCUCUGGUCAUCACUUUGUAACACCGGAGGUCUACCCCAUGGGGUUUAACACCGUGCGAUAUGUGGCGGCAAGACCCCGGCAGCCUCCGGCGCUACACAGGUGCAACUAUCACCACAGUGAGGGGCAGGGCGUCUCCUACAGGCACCACAGACCCUUCGCCGUGCGGAAAGGCCCGCCCUGGCCUGAUAAACCUCACCACGGACUCUUCCUGCACAAGCCUCCCUGUCGGCAGCAGCAGCAGCUUGCUGCAUGCAGCGUGCCUCUGUCGUCGCAUAAUUUAAAACCGAACUGUGCACCGCUGCGCUCGCAGCUCACCAGCAACCAUGACAACUGCAGCCUCUCGGGGGACAGUUUUGGCAUCAACUGCUCGGUGCGCAGCGGAUACCUGGCAGAUAGCCCAGGUAGUGACUCCAGCUCGGGUCCCUGCCACUGCUCCUCCAGCGACUCCACGCUGGACUGCACGGACAUCAGUAACCGUUGUAUUUAUGGAAGCCACUCGACUUUCCGCAGCUCUCUAAGCAGCGAGUACGAUCCGCUCGUGUACUGUGGGACAAGUGAGGAGAGCAUCAAGUCUUUGUCGUUUGAAGAGCAGAGGCCCAGGUCCUUGGACUCAGCCGGCGGUCCUCAGGAUGACUGUGUGCUUAGCCACACCCACUACCACCACCACCGGCACCAUCAUUACACCGACGCUCACCCGAGCCCCAAAGAUGAGCAUUGCAGGAGCGCAUCACAGAGGCAGGACGGCGAGCCGCUAGACAACUACAUGGGCGACUCUCAGCACUGCCAGCAUCAGGUGGAGUUCGCCUGCCAAUCCCAGUACACCCCCACUCAGUGUUCCUGCUUGGAGCGGCGCCUGUUGCUUCCCCCUGGGCUCUGUCUUCCCGAGACCUCGCUGCAAAAGGGCGACGCGGAGACGGACAAGAGCAAAGCAGCGUGCGCCAAAGCCAAACCAGUGCCUUCAGAAACAAAGUCCAAUCGGGGCAGCAAGAGGAGGAAGAGGAAGAGUAAUUCCCAGAUGGAUCCUGCCGUGGUUUACUUCCAUCAGGACUGUGAUGCCAUGGAGGACUGCAGGGUUCACAUUCACUACGACAACCCUGGGAACCAGUGCCACCCUCCUAACAUUCAGCCAUCAGUGCCGGUCCCUUUAGUCCUCAGCAGCGGAGCUGCCAGUGAGUGGCCUUUCCCGUUCUGCGACUGUCGCAACCCCCACUGUCAGCAACCACUGCCCCAGGUCGGGUCCGAAUCCAUGCUACCCGGGGAGCAGCAUGUGAGCAAUGGGGAUCAAGGCCACCCCUUCCAAGACGGCUGUGGUGAAAGACACUGUGACCGAGAACCAGUUCAAGACAAGUCCUUCUACUGCCAGGCAUUCCCCAGCAAUCCAGGUACCAAAUCAAACGUGGAAGAGAUUUGUGAGGAAGCCGUGUAAUUGACGUACAAAGGAAGCCGUGGCAGGCAGGACAAGAGGCAGAUCUGACAAGACCGUGAAGCUGGCAAGAUGAGGGGCACCUGGAGUGGCCGUGCAGCUGCGGAUGAGAGUGGGACAUGCCUGGCGGAGCUGUGUAGCUAGUGGAUGAGGGAUGGACAGGUGUGAAGAAGCUGUGUAGGCGGAUGAGAGAGGGCAGGCGUGGAGAAACUGGGUUGCGGCAGGAUGACGGUGGGACAGGUAUGCAGACGUCCUACACCAGGCAGAUGAGGGAGGGGGAGUGUAGAGAAGGCGGGUGGCAGGACGGAGGAGACUGGGAUUGUGGCGCAAUAGUGUGGUGCAGCCAGCAAGAAGAAGAUGGAAAUGUGUGGCGUUGGCGAAGUGAGAUCUGAUGCAUAUGGGGAGGAUGAGUGCAAGGGUUUGCAUGAGGAAAUUGUAUAGCGUGCAGAUAUGGGUAAUAUCCCUUAUGGCGAAGCUGUUUAGCUGAUGGAUGAACAUGGAAAUACGUUGGAAUAAGCCUUGUAGCUGGGGGUAUGAUGCGGGGACAUUCACGGAGAUGCUGCGUAGCUGGGAGCAAGAGGCUGGGACAGGUGUGGAGAGGCUGUGUAGCUGGAGACGUGAGGUGGGAACAGUUGUAUAACUGGGACACGAGUUGGGACAGGCAUGGAGAAGUCAUGUAGCUGUGGGUAAGAGGUUAGGACAGGCAUGGAGAAGCCAUGUAGCUGGGUGUAUGAGGGGGGGAUAUCCAUGGAGAAGUCAUCAAGCUGGGGAUAUGAGAUGGGAACAGCCACGGAGAUGCUCUGAAGCAGGGGCUAUGAGGUUGGGACAUGCAUGGAGGAGCUGUCUAUAACAGGAGGUGUGUGGUGGAGACUGGCAUGGAGAAGCCCUGUAACGGGGGACAUGAGGUGAGAGCAGGCAUGGAAAAGUCGUGUAGCGGGUGGGAAACGGAAGGAGAGUUAUGUGUAGACAAGCAGGACAUGAUAAUGGGUUCAACUGGCAGAAUGAGGGGCAGGUCCAAUGUAACUGUGCAGCUACAAAACAAAGACCAAGUUAUUUCAAAGUUUUGAAUAUUUGAACCAGGACAUUAAUCUACAGAAGCAUCGCUUCAUGACAUUGGUGCUUGACAUUUGUUAAUAACCUUCUACUUCAAGAGUAAGUGUGUAUCCACAGCCAUUGGAGGCCCUUUGUCAAGGGACUCCUUCCUGGUGGUCUUUGUUUUCCAGAAUAAUCUAACACAUGGCAGAUUUUUAGCACUUGUGACCAGACCCUGACUGUCAGAUAGAAGCACUUAAAGACAAAUGUAGCCUUGCAGGGCCUUGUAUUUACAAGGGCCCCACAGUAUAUUUUGGGUACUUUGUAUUAAGAAAAAAAUAUUUCUAAAGUGUUGUAUUAUAUUUGUAUAGAAAGUCAUUGCAUUAUGAUAAUAUGUUCUUAAUAUAUUUAUUUACUAAUAUAUUUAUCCUCUACCAGGGUGUGUAAUGUAACGUGCCUUAUAAAUGAUCAGUGCUGUCACUAACCUGAUGGUCUGGCUCUAUUCAGAUUAUGCUCCAAUAAAUUAUUUUCAAUUACAAAGGUGAA